ACAGUCUGCAUAAUCUUUGUACAGUGACGCACUCACUUGGGACGUGGUUAACAGUUUGUGCCACAGCUAUAAGGCAGUUAACGUGCCCCAGUGUAUUGUAUCCAUGCAGUCAAUCCAAAUGUCUCCCACGUGCGCCCUUCUGGUGCUCUCGUUGGCGGCCACGGUCAAGGGUGACGAAGUGCUGGUGACCGUGCAGCAGGGCACGCUGAGAGGGUUCACGGCGACGAGCAUCUACAACACGUCCUACACGGCAUUCCUGGGCAUCCCGUACGCCGAACCACCGGUGGGCGACCUGCGUUUCGAGCCUCCGCAAGUUGCCAGCGGCUGGGAGGGCGUCCGCAACGCCACGGAGUACGGCAGCGACUGCGUGCAGGAGACGGGCGAGGGCUCGGAGGACUGCCUCUACCUGAACGUGUACGUGCCGGGGGUGCCGCAGGAGGGCGCCGGGCUGCCCGUGCUCUUCUACGUGCAUGGUGGAGGCUUCGUCAGGGGCAGCGGCUCCAACCAGAAGUUUGGGCCGGACUUCCUCGUCUCGUACGGAGUUAUACUGGUCACCAUAAACUACCGUCUUGGGCCGCUAGGUUUCCUGAGUGCUAGAGACGUGGUGAUCCCUGGCAACGCGGGACUCAAGGACCAGCUGCUGGGGCUCUCCUGGGUGCAGAGCAACAUCGCACGCUUCGGCGGUGAUCCUCAGCGUGUGACGCUGGACGGACGCAGCGCUGGCGGCGACGCUGUCUCCCUGCAUCUAACGUCACCUUUGACUGCAGGUCUCUUCUCACAGCUGGUGGACCAGAGCGGCACCUUCGCCGCCCGCAUGUCGCUGGUGCGCGAUGCCCGCCACCACGCCUUCGCACUGGGUUCUGUUCUCGGCUACGAAGCGGAAAACUCGCAGCAGCUGGUGGAGUUCUUACGAUCUGUCAACGCCACUGACCUUCUAGUGGACCAGUCGCUCUUAAUGACGGAUGAGGAAAAACUGUAUUUCUCUUACAACGUUUGGGCACCUACUAUUGAACCGGAUAUCGAAGGUGCUUUCGUGCGAGAGUCUCCAAUUCGGACUGUGAGUGCAGGCACUUUCAACAGAGUGCCCAUCAUGAUCGGCGUUACAUCUAUUGAGAAUGGGGCCAAUAUUCUGAAUGAAACAGACGUUGUUGCCAACCUCAACGAAAAUUUUGAAGCUGUGGUGGGCCCAUGUCUUCAUCUACAGACGACGAAUGAACAGACGCAAGCAGCACUUGCAGUUAGGAAUUUCUAUUUUGGCAACGAAACUAUCAGCCUAGAUAAUCCUGAGCCUUUGGUCCAGCUUAAGGUGGACAUAGAUUUCUUCAAUUCCACUGAUGCACUCGUCAGGAGAAUAGUGGAAGUUACCGAUCUACCAGUCUACUACUACGAGUUCGACUACCGCGGAGAGAACGUACCUACAAACGAAUGGGGCGUUGAACACGGUGGAGAGCAAGGCUUCCUCUUCCUCCAUUAUAAUAACGAUCUCAAUUACAACUUGGACCCACAAUCUGAAGAGGAUCGAGUGCGGAGGAAUAUGCUGCGUCUAUGGACCAACUUCGUAAAAUACGGGAAUCCAACCCCCGAGGCGGAUCCUGUGGUGUGGGAGCCCUAUAACGUGACCAGUCGCAGCUACCUGCUGAUGCAGGCCAAUUUCACGCUCGCACACAACAGGCUUGGUGAGCGCAUGGACUUCUGGGAUGAGAACGUGCCAUUGGAGGCAUUCCCCGGGACCUACUGACGAGAGUGACAUGAGACUCUGAAUACUGGCUUAGCACUUCGACAUUUAGAAACUUUUAUUCAAUAUUUCACGCAAGCUGUUCUGCAUGUAUUAAAAGUAGCUUUUUACAAAAAUGAUUAGGAAAUAAAAUAUUAGUCUAGAUAUUUCUUCCUA
Messenger RNA from Schistocerca gregaria, 1891 nucleotides. RefSeq names its product juvenile hormone esterase-like. Bases 104 to 1738 code for a protein of 544 amino acids. NCBI's taxonomy places the organism in Eukaryota, Metazoa, Arthropoda, Insecta, Orthoptera, Acrididae. The transcript has 10 exons. The record is from RefSeq and is a predicted model, not a curated record.